AUGGAUACUAGGGAAAUAGAAUUCAAGUCUAAGGCGUUGACAAAAGCUGCGACCUCUGGCGAGACACCAGCAACGUUGAUAUCACUGCUCAAAGAGCUACAAAAAGGUGUGCAACCGACAGAGGACCUCUUGCGAUCUACAAAAAUCGGUAUAAUUGUCAACAAGCUUAAACAACAUAAGUCGCCCGACGUUGCUCGUCUGUCGAGUGAGAUUGUCUCGAAAUGGCGAAGUGAAGUCAACAAACAAAAGGCGGCUGCUAGUGGUUCACCGUCUGCAAGCCAGAGAUCCAGCAAUUCGCCCAGACAGACCACUAAUGGCACCUCGUCACCUGCCUCCACAAGCGCUGCAGCUUCAGAUAAGAUGGCAAAAUCCAGCGUCCCUCCCGACAAGCGGAGCUGGAAGACUGACCAAGUUAUCAUCACACACACCCAAAAUAAAUCCCGUGAUAGUUGCACCGGAUUGAUAUACGAUGGUCUUUGUUUGAACUCAACUGAACCACCGCGUGUUGUCCUCCAAAAAGCCACUGAAGUUGAAGCCGCCGCCUACCGUGCUUUUGGCCCAGAAACGAAGGAACAAUACCGCACCAAGAUGCGCAGCCUCUUCCAGAACUUGAAAAAUAAAUCCAAUCCAGGCCUUCGCAUUCGCGUGCUCUCCAAUGAAGUCACAGCCGAGCGUUUCGUGCGCAUGACGCACGACGAACUUAAGUCCGACGCACAGCGUGAAGAAGAGCGCAGGAUUCAAAAAGAGAAUAUGGACAAGGCUAUGGUUGCUAAGGCAGAACGAAGCAUCAGCACCAGCUUGCAGUGCGGCAAGUGUGGGCAGAAGAAAGUUACGUACACGGAAGCGCAGACGAGGAGUGCGGAUGAACCGAUGACAUUGUUUUGCACCUGUGUGGUGUGUGGGAAGUCCUGGCGGCAAUAG
Molecule: messenger RNA, 921 nt
Organism: Paracoccidioides brasiliensis Pb18
Product: transcription elongation factor S-II
Exons: 1
Coding region: 1-921 (306 amino acids)
Biological process (GO): transcription elongation by RNA polymerase II; DNA-templated transcription; transcription antitermination
Cellular component (GO): nucleus
Molecular function (GO): RNA polymerase II transcription regulatory region sequence-specific DNA binding; zinc ion binding
Source: RefSeq, a predicted model, not a curated record